AUGAGAGUAAUAAAAAUUUACAUUAAUUAUAGAUCAAUUUCCAAUUAACAUAACACUAAGAAUUUCAACAUAAUCUUAAUUUUAUCCUUUAUUUAGGAAAGUCUUCAGCUUCGAUUUCCAGAAGUAGAUGAAAUUACCUAUACUUUACGACCAAAGUAAUCUUAUUCAUUAGCAAUUGAAUAUAUUUGCACUCAACAAAAUCAGGGAAUCUAAUAAAUUGAUUUAUUUUUUUUAUGGAAUUAGGCAUUAUAAACAUUGCUAAAACCCUCAUACAGCCCAGUUAUAUUAAUAUACUUUACAACAACUUGUAGUUCUCUGUUGUGUAUUAGAAACGUAUUUAUACAAUUUGAACUUACUCCUACUAAGUAAUUAUUGACAUUUAUACUGGUUCCUGCUAUUGGAUUAUUUUUUGUUUAUUCAAAAAUAAUAUCAUAAAUUUUAGCAUUUGUAAUGCUAUGUGAUUUCAUUCAUUUUGCAUCAAAAUCAUUAAUUGUUGGUUUGAUAACUUCCUUUCUAAUUUUAUACUUUCAACACUAUAUGUUUGAAUCUGCUUAAUUCCAAUCAGUUUUCCUAGAAGCUUUGGUUCAUCAAAUACUUCCUUGUAUUAUAACAAUCGUUUUGCUUAUAUAAGUCAAUCGACCAAUUAAUUCUAGCUAUUUUUAUUUUUUUGCAUUAUUUGGCUAACAGAAAUUUAUUCUUUGGUUCAUUGAACACAAGUUGAUAAAUAUAUGCUUAUAUAGAAUUUUUAAGAUAUGCCUGCUUUCAUUCAAACAAAGUUUUCAAUUUUAAUUGCAAACAACGAUACUAUAUGGUAAUAAAAGUAAUAUUUUGAGAUUAAGUAUAAACAUUGAUAUCCAUUUGUAUUAAAUAAUUGGUUUAUCUUUAAUACAGUCAUUCAUCUUUAGACAUGGACUACUCAAUAAAGAACAAAUUAUAAAUAUUAUCGUUAAUGCCAUAACCUAAUUUACUGGACUGAUAUUAUUUGAUCUACUCUAUCGAUACAAACACAAUCCACCAUUUUUACCGCUUAUUACUGGCUUUAUUCUGCUAGGAAUGGUGUUAAAUUAUUUAAGAACAGGUUCAGGAUUGAGAAAUCCUUAUCUUGAAUUUGAGACAAUGGAAGAAAAGAUUAGAGUCAUUUGA
Messenger RNA from Paramecium tetraurelia, 1143 nucleotides. RefSeq lists its product as uncharacterized. Lineage: Eukaryota; Ciliophora; Oligohymenophorea; Peniculida; Parameciidae. The transcript has 3 exons. The record is from RefSeq and is a predicted model, not a curated record.